Molecule: messenger RNA, 2564 nt
Organism: Danio aesculapii
Lineage: Eukaryota; Metazoa; Chordata; Actinopteri; Cypriniformes; Danionidae
Product: lipoxygenase homology domain-containing protein 1-like
Exons: 8
Coding region: 1-1434 (477 amino acids)
Molecular function (GO): protein binding
Source: RefSeq, a predicted model, not a curated record
AUGGUUUUCUGGUUUGAAAGAGGUCAGGAAGACACCUUUAGCCUGGAAGUGGAUGACAUUGCACCCCUGAAAAAGCUUCGCGUCCGCAUCGACGGCACUGGAAGUCGUCCUGAUUGGUUCCUUGACAAGAUGAUCCUGAGAAACCUGAGCACGGACGAGCUGUACGUCUUCACAUACGAGCAGUGGCUCUCCAAAACUAAAGGGCCCAAGAGGACGAAGGUGUGUGAGCUUCCAGCAGUGGUGGACGAUGAGGAGAUGGUGGAGAAAACCACAUACGUCAUCCAGGUCAAAACCAGUGACGUCACCGGCGGUGGUACAGACGCCAAUGUGUUUCUGAUCGUGUUUGGAGAAAACGGUGACACGGGAACGCUGGCCCUGCGGGAGUGCAGCAACAGGAACAAGUUUGAGCGCAAGCAGACGGAUAUUUUCCGGUUCAUUGACAUUCUCAGUCUGGGAGAACUCUCCAAAGUUCGAGUGUGGCACGACAACAAAGGUCCGGCUCCUGGAUGGCAUCUGGACUCUAUAGAUGUGAAAGAUGAACUUCUGGAUCAAACUUUCCGCUUCCCGUGUGACCGCUGGCUGGCCAAAAAUGAAGACGACGGUCAGAUCAUGAGGGAACUGGCCUGUGCCAAUAAUGAUAUCCUGGAUCUCAGUGACAAGACCAAAUAUGAAAUUGAGGUGACAACAGCCAUCUCUGAAGAUGCGGAGACAAAGGAGAACGCCUGGAUCCUGCUGGAGGGAAGAAAAGGACGCUCAAAAGAGUUCAUGAUGGAAAACCCAAAGAAGAAGAAGUUUUUACGCGGUGCCACGGAUUCCUUUCAGUUUUCCUCUAAAAAUGUGGGCGAGAUCGUCGGCAUUUGUCUGGGCCACAUAUCCAAAGAGAAGAAGGUGAAGAAUGAGUAUUUCUGGCACGUGCAGGAGGUGGUGGUCACUGAGACAGAGCUGGGAAACAAAUUCUACUUCACAUGUGACUCCCGAAUCCCUCUGUCUGCCAAAAAAGACCAGUUCAUGACAUUCGAGUGCACCAAAACCGUGGAGAGCUUCGCCAGCAAAGUCCGCAGUUUGGUUCCUGUGAAGUAUGAAGUAAUAAUAAUAACCGGAGACGUGCAGGACGCCGGCACAAACGCCAACGUCUUCAUCACGCUGUACGGCGUCAAUGGGGACUCUGGGAAACGAGCGCUGAAGCAGAAAUUCAGAAAUCUGUUUGAGCGAGGCCGGACGGACCGGUUCCUGCUGGAGAUGCUGGAUUUGGGUGAACUUUUGAGGGUCAGAAUGGAGCAUGAUAACACAACCAUGUCGCCCGGAUGGUUUCUGGAGUGUGUGGAGGUCACAAACACUGCCAACUGGGUGACCACCAUCUUUGUCUGCGGGAAGUGGCUGGACAAAAACAGAGCCGACGGACAAACUUAUCGAGUGCUCUAUCCUAAAUAUUAAAGGUUUUUUGAAUUUUAGCAUUUAUUAUUCAGUAACGUGACCUGUGCAGAGACCUAGCAGGCAAAAAAAAUGAGUUGUAAUGGCCACUACACUGGGAUAACAACAGAAACGCAGGUCAUAUUUCUAAGGCUUUGUCUGAAAUCGAAUGCUCUCCGACUAUAUAGUACGUCUGCGUGACCACUAUCUUUUUCUGUGGGAAGUAGCUGGACAAAAACAGAGCUGAAAGACAAACUUAUCUUAACUAUUAAGGGCUUUGAAGCAAUUAUUUCAAUUUUCAACUUUAUUCAAUUGAUAGUUUUUAGUCGUGUGACUUGUGUGGAAACCUGGCAGGCAACAAUGAGCCGUAAUGGCUGCUUCACUGCGAUUGCCAUCAAAACACCGGACAAACGGGUCAUAUUUCCAAGGCUUUGAAAUCACAUACUUCCCUACUAUAUAGUACGUCUGGGUGAGCAUUAUCUUUGCUUGUGGGAAGUAGCUGGACAAAAACUUAUCAAAUGCGCUAUCCUAAAUAUUAAAAGUGUUUUAUAAUGUGCAUUUUUUAUUCAAUUGAUAGUUUUCAGCCAUGCGACCUGUGCGAAGACCUGGCGGGGAAAGAACUAUGAGCUAAAAUGGCUGCUAGACUGGGAUUGCAGAACAAACUGGACAUAUAUCCAAGGCUGCAAAUGAAAUUGAAUACUUCCCUACUAUAUAUUAUGUCUGCUUGACGACCAUCUUUACGUGCGGGAAGUUGUUGGACAAAAUCAGAGCCAACAGACAAAAACAAUGAGCCGUAAUGGCCGCUACACUAAGAUCGCCAUAGAAAAUGCAGCACAAAACGUUCAUAUUCAAGGCUGCAUCUGAAAUUCUGUACUUCCUUACUGUAUGAUACAUCUGGGUGACCAUUAUCUACACUGUGGGAAAUGGCUGGACAGAAACAUCUGAUGCACAAAAAAACUAUGAGCCGUAAUGGCUUCUACGCUAGCAUAGACAUAAAAACGUAGGGCAUAUUUUCAAGGGUGCGUCUGAAAUCGCAUACUUCCCUACUAUAUAGUACAUCUUGGUGACCACCAUAUCCACUGUGGAAAUGACUGGACAAAAACAGAACUGAUGGACAAACUUAUCGAGUGCUCUAUCCUAAAGUGUUUUAAAAU